AUGAACGACACACAUGAUCGCACGUGCAGUUUUAGGACUUACAGAGUGAUGCUAUUAGUCACAGUGCAGAGGGUCUGCAUCUCGCAGGCGCACCAUGGAUCUACGCGGAUGUUCAAGGAGGCGGGACACGAUGUUGUGGAUGAUCGUGUGCUAUCCAGAGGGUACUACUGGGAGGCGCGGCAAGAGCAUCCAGGAGGAAGCAAGAUCAUAGUGUCCUCAAGCGUAGUACGACUGCAUACAUCCAAGCUCAAAGGCCACCCCCGGCCACCAGCUGACUUGCGCGUGUACGAGUGUGCCGCCAGUCAAUCAUACCAGCGCUUGAUCAUGCGACAAUUUAACCCAGCGCCUUACUACGAGGACUCGCAGUUUGUUUUCGGUGCAACAGGUGCUGAAUCUGCAUAUACCACGUCUGCAGAGGCAUCGUCAUCUGCUGCCGAAGGUGGCUGCAGUACACCACCAACGGAAUACACUCCUGAACUUGAGACUUCGGAGCUUCCAUACUUCGCCAUAGAUCCUACACUCCUCGACGAUGUGCAUGAUCCUACGUCGAAGAAGCGCAAGCUUGAUUCACUUAGCUCGGAGCUGGAGGAUCAUGAUGCAAACAUGCCCACAUUUACGGGUACUCAUGGACGUGCGGGGCACCCUCCAACUCGACGUUUCCAGUCCCCAUUCCUUCCAGCAUCCAAGAAGAUUUGUACAUCAAAUCAAAAGACUUCAAAGAUUCCGAUUCCCUCGAGAUUAAAAGUCUCCACUGAAAUUGCUGCACCAAUUCGUUCCUCUGUGCCGUCGUCAAUUCGUUCUUCUGCGCUGUCAUCAAUUCAUUCCUCUGUGCCAUCAUCAAUUCAUUCUUCUGCGCUGUCAUCAAUUCAUUCCUCUGUGCCGUCGUCAAUUCGUUCUUCUGCGCCGUCAUCAAUUCGUUCUACUGCACCAUCGUCGAUUCGUCCAACUGCACCUUUGCGAUCCAAUCUGCCAGGAUGUCUCUCAACUGUAGUACCACGGUCAACGCAUCCUCCUCAGUCUAUUCCACAGCCCUCUCAUGGUGCCAUCACAUCCAAGAAACAGGCCAUGUCUGAGCCCCAGGCUUCUUUGACUCCCACUUGCUCGUUUCUUGUCCAUAAGCCCAUUGUUAGCCGGUCACGUCCAAAACCAAAACCAGUCGUAAAUACCAUGCAGCCACUCGCAUUCUCCAAAAACACGGUCACAUUAUCUAGCCGCUCCAAGCUGCCACCAGUGAGAGACAUCCCUCCUGUCCCACAAGAUGAUAGCGACGAUGUGGAACUUAACUCUGGGCUCCUAACGCGCAAGUCUAUUGGAGGAAGCAGCAAAGAUAAAGUAUCAGCUCACUCUCGCUCCCAGUUGGAAUCCGGCCGACAGCAUAGCAUGCUUCAGACCAUGCAAGGCGAAAUACUCCAGCUCCGCAAAGAACAGUCUCGAAUUUCCCAAGAUCAUAGCGCGGUUACAAAUCGAAUCGAUAUGCAAGUCGAGGCUAUCAUCCUCCGUCUCGAGGCACUCGAGGUAUUGCAGAAAAUGAUGGGUAUCGAGACCAAUGAAGCCCUGCCAGCACCAGUUGAUAAUACGAAUGAAUUUUGGGCCGACAUUGAUGAACUCACCAUCGACAAUGAGAUCUCAUCAACGAAAGUUUUACGACCGAAGUGGGAAUUGUCGUGGACAGGGAAUGCGAAGUGGCACGGAGCUUAUGUUGAACGCUUUCGUCGUGAUGCGUGCACAUACGAGCCUACACUGUCUCAAGAUACCGUCGACAAACUUCCUAGCAAGACUCUCAAGUCUCUGACGGGCAAGGUGUUCAAGAACAUGAAGCAGAAGUAUAAGGAGGCGGAAAAGCCAAUCAGUGUUCAGUCGCUCAAUGUCCAAAGUGCCAGACGUGAGAAACGACACUUAGAUAAAGCAGCACUAGCAUCUGCUGUCCGUCCCGACUUCCCACCACUGGCAGGCGAGGAAUACGACUUCAUUUUUGCAGCGAAGUGGCAAUCAACCGAUUACAGCGGCUCAGAUGCCUCUGACGACAUCAAUUCGAGUGAUGACGAAGCUGUCUCAGCUCCUCAAUCCGCGCCGAAAAGCAUACAAGAAGAAGAAGAAGACGACAAUCUUAAUGACGUGCCCACCUGUAUGGCGGUCGAAGGAUGUGACUCCAGGAGGGCCAUUAAAGAGAUAAGAGGUGCGGUAGAUGAAGAUGUGGAAAAAAAAGAAGCUCAGAAGAAGCACUGGAUGAAAAAACGGAUUCCUCGAGUGCAAGGCCCACCGAGGAUGGCGAAAUCGUUGCCGGUUCAUGAUUCGAUGAAGACCCCACGAUGGGCCGUCUCCACAAAGUGGCUUCACUCCCUUUCUCUAGAGGAGCGUAACGAGCAAGAGGCUCUAAUGACUGAGGACCAUGUCAUUGGUGAUAGCGAGAGUUCCACAGAUCCCAACAUCGACGACUCGGAGCAAGAAGAAAUUAAUUAUGAUUCAGUGUAA
Suillus clintonianus is the source of this 2472-nucleotide messenger RNA. RefSeq lists its product as uncharacterized. The transcript has 8 exons. The record is from RefSeq and is a predicted model, not a curated record. Bases 1 to 2472 code for a protein of 823 amino acids. NCBI's taxonomy places the organism in Eukaryota, Fungi, Basidiomycota, Agaricomycetes, Boletales, Suillaceae.